UAAUUGUUCGAUUAUCGAAAUGUCAUCGAUUAUUUCUGACUAUGAUAUUAGACUCUAGUCAGACUAGUACAUUUUGUUUCAAGUGUCAACAUUAUUAAUGUCAAAUAGUUGUGUGACUAAUAUUUAUAAAUAUCAAACGUCUAAAAUAUAGAAAUAUGUCUACGAAUAAGGAUAUCAGCACAUUGAAGGAUGAAGAUGAAAAGAACAAGGCGAAAGUUUAUUGCACAUUUUGCCCGUCUAAAAUGCUUAAUGCUGGUGCAGCUCGGCUAGUUAAUAUUGAGUUUAAUCUACCCUAUAUACAUCGUAAGGGAGAAGGUGAAGCUGAUCAACAGGAACUGAUAACAAACUAUUGGUUGGUGGAGGAUAUGUAUACAUUUGAAAAUAUUGGUGUUUCGCAUACAGUAGACAACGUAAAGUAUUUAGCAUGUGCAGAUUGUGAAAGGGGUCCAGUGGGUUGGCACGAUUUAUCUACAAAGAAAUCAUACAUUGCGCUAAGUAGAGUUAAGCACGAAUGAUUUAUAUUGAAUAAAGUUAUUUUUUAAUUUUAUAUAAAAGGUGUGGCCAGAUCUUUUAUCCCAAAACUAUACGUUACACCAUGAAAUAGAAAGAAGGAGGAUCUUAAAAGUUUGGAGGAAGUCAGUUUUUAAAAAGAACCACGUUACUAUUUAAGUUGAUAAUUUAAUACUUAAUCACGUACGUUACAAACACAGCCGAUAAAUCAGAUAAUCAAUCGUCGUUACGAUAUAAUAAUUAAUAAAUUACGCUUACGAUUAGAAACGAUUUAUUAAUGCACUUAUUAAGUGUGCAUUCGCGAUUUUAUCAUAAUAACGAAUUGAUGUUUUAUAUCAUUGCAACCGUUUGGUCGCAAUAAUGAUUAUUCAUUGUGCAUAUUGGCAUAAUUAUUUUAUGUAAUGCGUUGGUAAUGCGUGAGUAAAGUCUACGUGUACGCAUUUGUUAUGUGUAUUUGUAUAUGCAUGUAAAUCAUUAUUUCCCUUAAAAAAUAAUCACGAUAACUUGAAUUUUGCACUUUUGAUGUAUUUAAGAAAAUGUAAAUAGGAAACGAAUUUUCAUUCAUUAUUCAUUGUACAUUGUAAUCUUUUUACGACAAAGAAGAGACGCUUAUAUAUAUGAACUGUUUCUAUAAUUAAUCAAUUUUUUUUUUUCUUGAUUUUUUCUCAUAAUUAUCGCAAAGAAAAAAGAUGUUGCGUGUUUGUAAAGCCUUUUGAAAAGAUUCGCUUAUAAUUAAUUCAUUUAUGUAUUUAUUUAUUUCUCCUCCCUCUAGUCGCGUUAUAUUUGAGUGAAAUGCUGCAAAAAUAGUCGUGCAUACGUUUCGCCUUGUAAACAACAAAGCUUUCUUUUAUUUCUUUCUUGUCUAUUUCUUGCUUCAUUCUGUCUUUAUUAUCGCGCGCGAGUUUCAUUCAAGUUGAACGUGCAUAAUAUGUAAUCGUGAACUAGUAAUCGAUUUACGGUAAUUAUUAAUAACGAUCGCAACGGUGAACAUUAAUUAUCAUAUAUAAUCACGCGAUGUGGCAACGAUGAUAAAAUUCCUCGGUACGAUGAAUAAAAUAGUGACGAAUAACGAUAAAACCUAACGAUAUAAGGACAUUCAUAGAAUAGUUGAGCUUGUAAUAAAUGAUAAAAUAUCGAUAAACAGUAACGGCGAAAAGUAUUGGAUUCAACGAUGCGGUUAUUAAUCCUACGCUAAGAGAACUUUUUUUUUCGAAAAUUGCAUAUACAUAAUACUCGAAUGUAUCGAUCUGUAAUAUAGUAACACUGAUAAGGCUCAUCUAAUACGGUUUCCUCGUCUUUCAGAACUUGAUCACCGUUUCUCCUACUGCUUCACAUCUUUUCGUACACGUGAGACGUGCACAUUUUUUUUAAACAUAGUACAAUACAUAUUCUAAUAUGCAAAAUCAAUCGAUAAGCGAUCACCGAUAUCGUGUAUCGAAAUAUCUAUAUCUUACUUUCGCGUUACAUAAAAUCCGUGAUCUUUGUCCAUGCCUUCGAUAGAUGCAGUGGAAAAGGUACAAAAAUAAGAAUAGAAUCGGAUAGACUAGAAAAUCGAACAAAUAUACACGUGGACAUUUAUGCUAUCAUAAAAGUCCGAUAGUAAUCGCUGUUCUUCACUCUUUGUCUUUGUUUGUUUUAACCCUUUUGAGACUGCGUGUAAUUCCCUUUUUAAAACUAAAGGCAAUAAUAUAACAGUACAGAUUACAAUUACAGUCAAGUUUGAAAAAACAUAAUAUAAUAAUAAUUUUCAAAAUGAGAUGCGUAGUUGCGUUCAUGAUGUUCCAAUAAGUUUCAAUGGCAUCAGAAAAGUUAGAGCAACUCAACAAUCUUCCUAAAAGUUAUUUGUAAUUUGUAAACUAGAAUAACUUUCGGUCAACUGACUACCAUUAGCCAACCGUUCGUCUCGUAAGGGUUAAAAAAAUUGCUCGUCAUUCUCAUUUAUUCACCAUUCUACUGUACGAUCUUCCAGUUCGUCGUUGCCUAAAAAAUCAGUUCAACUAACUGUAACUUUCUACCUUGACUAAUAUUUAAUUUCUCAUGGAUCAAUGUGUUUCGAUUUGGCUAGUCACAAAGCGCUUGCAUUAUCGUUUACGUUUACGAGAACGCAGAUCAAAAUGAAUCUAUUAGACAGACUUUCGACGAUAUAGUAAUGGCUAUACAUUAAAAAUCGGGUAGAACGCGUCGGUGAAAGCUGCCUAAACUGCGUCGAUUGGUGUUUAGAGAAUUAAUCUCGUGAAAUUUGUCGACCACGACGACGAAGCUCAAAAUGUAUUCGACGAUGAUUCAUCCUUCGUCUCGUGCUUUCACCUGUAUAACAAGAUUUUCAACACUGUUUGAACCUGCAUUAUCGACUGACAGUAAUUAUACGUACGAACGAGCUUUCAGUUGAUUUCAUUGUCGAACAGAAUACACAAAUAAAUUAUAAACACAUUUUGACAAAAUAAAUAAACUUUCCGCAGAAAAUAGACUCGUCUAAUCACUCAAAUUUUUGCAAGUUGCAACUUAACGUUGUAAAUUUGUGAAAAAGAAUUCUAUUAUCUACAAUUUUUGCAACUUAUCGAAUUACUAACGUUACUAGUCGGUAAAUUAUUUUGCCAGGACGUGCAGGUGUCUUUAAUACUUGUCAACGAGGGUGAAGAUAUAGUUCGACGAAAAUAGAAUCGCCGAACGAAUCGAUGCGUAACGAAGGAUGAAUCCGAUGCUAUGCGGUCUCGUAGGAGGCAUUGCACAAGUGCAGCUAAUUAUAUACGACGCUAAUGAUUUAGGAUUACGUGUUUUGGUCCGUGGAGUAUUAUAAACAUUAACGACAUUAAUUAAUUAAUUAAUUUAUCAACGCAUCCUAUCAUCUAAACGACUGCUUGUUCACUCACGGCAGAUGACAACGCGUAUGAAACAGCGAUAGGUAGUCAACGAUCAUCCUUUUUUCAUCGACUCGUCGUCAACCUCGGCAAAAUUUUCCAACAUGCAUCUUUGUCUCUUUAUUUUAUAUUCCUCGUCUUUUGUUUGUAUCUUUCGGAUAAGAAAAGGAGAAAAAAAAAAAAAAAAAGAA
Molecule: messenger RNA, 3559 nt
Organism: Bombus huntii
Lineage: Eukaryota; Metazoa; Arthropoda; Insecta; Hymenoptera; Apidae
Gene: strat
Product: guanine nucleotide exchange factor MSS4 homolog
Exons: 2
Coding region: 156-515 (119 amino acids)
Biological process (GO): post-Golgi vesicle-mediated transport; small GTPase-mediated signal transduction
Cellular component (GO): cytosol; membrane
Molecular function (GO): zinc ion binding; guanyl-nucleotide exchange factor activity
Source: RefSeq, a predicted model, not a curated record